AUGAGUGAGACACCAAUUGUGCUUGAUCAAGGUACAGGAUUUGUCAAGAUAGGAAGGGCAGGAACCAACUUCCCAGACCACACAUUUCCCUCCAUUGUUGGUAGACCUAUCUUGCGUUCAGAGGAAAGAAGCGGAUUGGUACCAGAUGGCUUGGAAAUCAAGGAUAUAAUGUGUGGAGCUGAAGCUUCACAGGUGCGUUCGUUAUUACAAAUCUCAUACCCAAUGGAAAAUGGGAUCAUCAAGAACUGGGAAGAUAUGGAACACUUAUGGGACUAUGCCUUCCACGAGAAGAUGCAAAUUGACACUACAGGUAAGAAGGUGUUAUUGACAGAACCACCAAUGAAUCCAUUGAAGAAUAGAGAGACCAUGUGUGAUGUUAUGUUCGAAAAGUACCAGUUCGGAGGUGUUUAUGUAGCAAUUCAGGCAGUGUUGGCGUUGUACGCUCAAGGUUUAAGUUCCGGUGUCGUCGUUGACUCUGGUGAUGGUGUCACGCAUAUUGUCCCAGUUUAUGAGUCUGUGGUAUUGAACCACUUGACCAAAAGGUUGGACGUCGCAGGUAGAGAUGUAACCAGACAUUUGAUCGAUUUAUUGUUUCGUCGUGGGUAUGCUUUCAACAGAACUGCUGAUUUUGAGACUGUUCGCCAAAUCAAGGAAAAGUUAUGUUAUGUCUCGUAUGACUUAGCAUUCGACAAGAAGUUGGCUGAUGAAACGACUACAUUGAUCGAACAGUACGAAUUACCUGAUGGUAGAGUGAUCAAGGUUGGUUCUGAAAGAUUUGAAGCGCCAGAAUGUCUUUUCCAGCCGCAUUUGAUUGGUGGUGAACAGCCAGGUGUAGGAGAAAUGCUUUUCAAAACAAUCCAAUCCGCCGAUCUCGAUGUCAGAUCUUCUCUUUACAAAGCUAUUGUACUUUCUGGUGGUUCUUCUAUGUACCCAGGCUUACCUUCAAGAUUAGAAAAGGAAUUGAAGCAGUUAUGGUUGACCGAAGUUUUACGUGGUGAUGCUACAAGAUUGGAGCACUUCAAAGUUAGAAUUGAAGACCCUCCAAGAAGAAGACACAUGGUUUUCAUUGGUGGUGCUGUUUUAGCAAACAUUAUGGCUGACAAGGACCACAUGUGGAUAUCGAAACAGGAAUGGGAAGAACAAGGUCCUCGUGUAUUGGAGAAGUUAGGACCUCGUUAA
This is a messenger RNA of Dujonia railenensis, 1179 nucleotides long. NCBI's taxonomy places the organism in Eukaryota, Fungi, Ascomycota, Pichiomycetes, Serinales, Debaryomycetaceae. The record is from the annotation of a GenBank genome assembly.